This is a messenger RNA of Fusarium poae, 1221 nucleotides long. RefSeq lists its product as uncharacterized. NCBI's taxonomy places the organism in Eukaryota, Fungi, Ascomycota, Sordariomycetes, Hypocreales, Nectriaceae. Gene Ontology annotation, cellular component: mitochondrial inner membrane. Gene Ontology annotation, biological process: ubiquinone biosynthetic process. The transcript has a single exon. Gene Ontology annotation, molecular function: 4-hydroxybenzoate polyprenyltransferase activity. The record is from RefSeq and is a predicted model, not a curated record. The coding region runs from base 1 to 1221 and encodes 406 amino acids.
AUGAGAUUCAAUGCACUCCCUCGGGCUGCGGCCUGGGCUCAAUGUCGAGGCAUCUCGGGUCCAACAUUGAGAGUUCGCAGACAAUUUCAAGCACGACCCUCUCCUGUUCAUAUUUCAAAAUCCUUGAGGCAACCAUGGCACAACACCCAGCGAGUGGUUGCGUUCCACGAAGCUAAAUCUCGUCCUCAGUCCUCAACAGUGGUUGCUCAAGAUCUGGACUCACCCUCAGUUGCAACAACACCAGCACCUUAUAAACCGCCUGAGACAGGACUGCUAGCUAAGCUCCCAGCAUCUUGGGUGCCUUAUGCUGAACUUAUUCGACUUGACAAGCCCGCAGGUACUUACUACCUCUUCUUUCCAUGUCUCUUUUCCACACUCAUGGCUGCUCCAAUGGCCAUGCCAAUGGCAAGUCCGGGCUCUGUUAUUGGAACCUCACUCCUUUUCUUUUCCGGAGCCCUCAUAAUGAGAGGAGCUGGAUGUACCAUCAAUGAUCUCUGGGACCGGAACCUGGAUCCACAUGUGUCGCGAACUCGACUCCGACCGAUUGCUCGCGGCGCCAUUACUCCUUUCAAAGGACUUGUCUUUACCGGAUUUCAGCUUCUCACUGGCCUGGGAAUAUUGCUACAAUUUCCUUUACCUUGUCUGUUCUACGGUGUCCCUAGCUUGAUUUUGGUGGCCAGCUAUCCUUUGGCCAAGAGAGUCACAUAUUACCCUCAAGCAGUCCUUGGCCUGACCUUCUCAUGGGGAGCAAUCAUGGGGUUUCCGGCACUUGGAAUUGACUUGCUAUCACAUACACCUGCUCUAACUGCCGCAGUCUGUCUCUAUGCCUCCAAUAUUGCAUGGACAGUGCUGUACGACAUGAUCUAUGCUCACAUGGACAUCAAGGACGACGCCAAGGCAGGAAUCAAGAGCAUUGCGUUGAAGCAUGAUGCCGAGACUAAGCAAGUGCUUACGGGAUUGGCGGCUGCACAGAUAUCACUUCUUGCUGCAGCUGGGUAUGCAGCUGGUGCUGGGCCAGCCUUCUUUGUUGGAAGCUGUGGAGGAGCAAUGAUCACGCUUGGUCUUAUGAUCAAACGAGUCAAUCUUAAAAAUGUCAAGGAUUGCUGGUGGUGGUUCAUCAAUGGCUGCUGGAUCACUGGCGGAGUGGUCAGUUUGGGGCUGGGUGCAGACUAUGUUGUCAGAUAUCUCGAGGUAUCCAAGGAGGAUAAAUCUGAGAACUAA